Messenger RNA from Grammomys surdaster, 1177 nucleotides. RefSeq names its product RNA exonuclease 2 (gene Rexo2). The transcript has 7 exons. Gene Ontology annotation, cellular component: mitochondrion. The record is from RefSeq and is a predicted model, not a curated record. Gene Ontology annotation, molecular function: 3'-5'-RNA exonuclease activity; nucleic acid binding. Lineage: Eukaryota; Metazoa; Chordata; Mammalia; Rodentia; Muridae. The coding region runs from base 152 to 865 and encodes 237 amino acids.
AGCGUAGCUGUGGAGGGAGAGCCGACGCCUAGCAUGCUGGGGCUUGUAGUCUUCUCCCGGCGCCUCCCCGUGGGUUUGCGACGUUUAGCGACUGUGGCGCCUGCGCGCGCUGGGCCGGCGGGGCUGGGGCCGUGGCGGCUCGUGCCGGGUGAUGCUAGGCGUAUCCCUGGGCGCUAGGCUGUUGCGGGACGUGGGUGGCAGGCGCGGGCAGUUCGGGGCGCGAGGUGUCAGCGAAGGUAGCGCAGCCAUGGCGGCAGGGGAGAGCAUGGCUCAGCGAAUGGUCUGGGUGGACCUGGAGAUGACAGGAUUGGACAUUGAAAAGGAUCAGAUCAUUGAGAUGGCCUGUCUGAUAACUGACUCUGAUCUUAACAUUUUGGCUGAAGGUCCCAACCUGAUUAUCAAACAGCCGGAUGAGUUGCUGGACAGCAUGUCAGAUUGGUGCAAGGAGCAUCACGGGAAGUCUGGUCUUACCAAGGCAGUGAAGGAGAGUACAGUUACAUUGCAGCAGGCAGAGUAUGAAUUUCUGUCCUUUGUACGACAGCAGACUCCUCCGGGGCUCUGUCCACUUGCAGGGAACUCAGUUCAUGCAGAUAAGAAGUUUCUUGACAAACACAUGCCCCAGUUCAUGAAACAUCUUCACUAUAGGAUAAUUGAUGUCAGCACUGUUAAAGAACUGUGCAGACGCUGGUAUCCAGAAGAUUAUGAAUUUGCACCGAAGAAGGCUGCUUCUCACAGGGCACUGGAUGACAUUAGCGAAAGCAUCAAAGAGCUUCAGUUUUACCGGAAUAACAUCUUCAAGAAAAAGACAGACGAAAAGAAGAGGAAAAUUAUAGAAAAUGGAGAAAAUGAGAAGCCUGUGAGUUGAUGCCAGUUCUCAAGCCGCAGAGCCAGGCUCUCAGAAGCCACCCUAGUGUCUCUCUCUCCUGCUCGCCACUCGGCACAACACCUUUUCUAAAGAAAAAAAAAAUUCUUUCUUCCGGUUAACUUUGCAUCUUCAGACUCCACAAGCAGACAAGACAUCACUAUGCCGUUUCUUCUAAUGUGCUGUUUCUGUUCGGACAGGGCGGCGCCUUUGUAAGCUUCAGGCCACGCCCACCCCUCAGUCCAUAUCUGCACUUGCUUAUAGGCCAUUCCUUUUGUUUGAUUAAUAAAUAAAGCUAGUUCUAUUGAAAUGCAA